Molecule: messenger RNA, 926 nt
Organism: Pelobates fuscus (common spadefoot toad)
Lineage: Eukaryota; Metazoa; Chordata; Amphibia; Anura; Pelobatidae
Gene: NAA40
Product: N-alpha-acetyltransferase 40, NatD catalytic subunit
Exons: 8
Coding region: 110-820 (236 amino acids)
Cellular component (GO): nucleus
Molecular function (GO): histone H2A acetyltransferase activity; protein N-terminal-serine acetyltransferase activity; histone H4 acetyltransferase activity
Source: RefSeq, a predicted model, not a curated record
GCGUCGCCGUACGUGAUGAUAUCACACAAACUCAUCCCUAUUGCUCUUGUGUUCGCCCCCCUCCAGCACCGAACCGAACCGGGACUGUGUCUUACGUCACAACCACGUCAUGGGGAGAAAAUCUGUACGGGCAAAGGAGAAGAAGCAGAAGCGUCAAGAGGAACGGGCCGCUAUGGCUGCAGUCUGUGCCAAGGUGCAGGCAGCCAAUCAGCUAGGUGACCCACUUGGGGCAUUUCCGGUCUUCAAAAAGUACGACAGGAAUGGGUUAAAUCUAACGAUACAGUGCUGUAAGGUAGCAGACUUGGAUGAGAAGACUCUGGAUUGGGCAUUUGAACUCACCAAGAAAAACAUGCAACUGUUGUAUGAGCAAAGCGAGUGGGGAUGGAAGGAGAGGGAGAAGCGAGAGGAGAUGACAGAUGAACGAGCCUGGUACCUUAUUGCCCGAGAUGAGCUUGCUGCCCCUGUCGCCUUUGUGCACUUCAGAUUCGAUGUGGAGUGUGGUGAUGAAGUUCUUUAUUGUUACGAAGUCCAAUUAGAGGUCCGUGUCCGCAGGAAAGGAGUGGGAAAAUUCCUGGUGCAGAUUCUACAGCUGAUGGCUAAUAGCACACAGAUGAAAAAAGUAGUCCUCACAGUGUUUAAGCACAAUCAUGGUGCUUACCAAUUCUUCAGAGAUGCUUUACAGUUUGAAAUAGAUGAAACCUCUCCCAGCGUUUCAGGUUGCUGCAGCGAUGAUUGCACAUAUGAAAUUUUAAGUCGCAGGACAAAGUUUGGAGACACAACACACUCGCACUCAGGACAGUGUGCAGGGUGCUGUCACUGAACUUAUUUGGGGGAUGGACCUGUGGAAAGAUUUUGAGGGACACAGCAAUUGUCUUUUAUUUUGUUGUUGUUGUGUUGGGGUCCUUUUUUGUUGUUUUGGUUUUGGU